This is a messenger RNA of Penicillium salamii, 1122 nucleotides long. Lineage: Eukaryota; Fungi; Ascomycota; Eurotiomycetes; Eurotiales; Aspergillaceae. The record is from the annotation of a GenBank genome assembly.
AUGGUUUCAUUCAUAGACACAGAGGUUAUGGGGGCGGGAUUCGAAAUCACCAAUAGAUAUUCGGAUCUAAAACCCAUAGGCUGUGGCAGCUCUGGUUUAAUUUGUUCAGCGCGAGACUCAAUCACCAACUCUCAAGUUGCCAUUAAAAAAAUUCCCUCACCAUUCGAUACUCCAGCACAGGCUAAACGCACGUAUCGCGAGGUGCACCUGUUGAGUCACUUGCGACAUGAUAAUUUAAUCAAUAUGACGGAUAUCUUCAUCUCUCCGUCUGAGGAUAUAUAUAUUGUCACGGAAUGCAUCAUGACAGACCUUCACCAUCUGUUGAAAGCUGCAUCAAAACAGUUGGAGAGCCAAUUCACUCAAUUCUUCACAUACCAAAUGCUGCGAGGAUUGAAAUACAUUCACUCAGCUGGAAUCAUCCAUCGCGACCUCAAACCAGGCAACAUCUUGAUCAAUGAUAAUUGCGACCUGAAAAUUUGUGACUUUGGCUUGGCCCGAGAACAAGAUGCCCAGAUGACUGGUUAUGUUGCAACACGAUAUUACCGUGCACCCGAGAUCAUGCUCACAUGGCAAAAAUACACAUAUGCCGUCGAUAUGUGGAGUGUCGGAUGCAUAAUGGCGGAAAUGAUUCUAGGGAGGCCCCUCUUCCCUGGGAAGGACCAUGUACAUCAAUUCACCCUCAUCACCGAGAUUUUGGGAAAGCCCUCUGAGGAGGUCAUGAAAAGGGUCUUCAGCUCCAGUACUCUGAACUUCGUGCAGUCGCUACCGGACAAAGAGCCUGUUGGACUUGCAUCCGUCCUCGGGGAUGUCGAUCCUCAAGCCCUCGAUCUAUUGGAGAAAAUGCUCAAGAUCGAUCCAUAUGAGAGAAUCACCACAGCAGACGCCCUGAAGCAUCCAUAUGUCUUGACUUAUCAAGACUCUGACGACGAGCCCGUCUGCAACAAGCAACUUGACUGGUCACUUUUGGAUUCAGAGCUAACACCCAAUGAGUGGAAAAGCUCAAUGUAUUCCGAAAUUUUGGAUUACCACAGCGGUGCUUGUGACUGGCAGGUUGACCAUGUCCCACCCAAGGGGAAAGUUGAGAACAUGUUGGCCGAGGAAAUGGGUAACGGCACGUACUAG